Messenger RNA from Penicillium chermesinum, 1005 nucleotides. Its product is annotated as tyrosinase family protein. NCBI's taxonomy places the organism in Eukaryota, Fungi, Ascomycota, Eurotiomycetes, Eurotiales, Aspergillaceae. Bases 1 to 1005 code for a protein of 334 amino acids. Gene Ontology annotation, molecular function: oxidoreductase activity. The record is from RefSeq and is a predicted model, not a curated record. The transcript has 2 exons.
AUGCAACCAGCCGAUCGUAUUGAUUACACAAACUCCGUCUUGUGUCUCGGUCUUGUUUUUGGACAAGGAUUCCUCUGUGAGGCGCAGCGCGGGCUUACUGGGCAAAACUUAGGACCCAUAUCAACUACACCCUUCAUGUCCACUAUAGUGGACUCUUUCUGCCUUGGCAUCGUCAUUUCCUCCAUUUGUGGGAAAUGGCCAUUCGAAAAGAAUGUGGAUAUUCCGGCUACCUCCCGUGAGUCCCUUACGCAACGGUUGUGUGCUAAUGCUGACCCGUUCCCGCAUAUCAGGUACUGGAAUUGGGCGUUGUGGGCAGAUGAUCUUGCUUCCAGUCCCCUUUUUGACUGCUCCGACACGUCCCUCUCGGGCGACGGGGAAUACAAUUCCGACGAACAGCCGUCCGAAGUCCCACCGGGCUGGGUGACUGUUCCGCGCGGCACUGGUGGAGGCUGUACGCGAUGUGGUCCCUUCAAAGACAUGGAGAUCCAUCUAGGCCCUUUUUCGCACGAUUUCGAUGCUCCGGGACCGCCGCCACCGCCGCAAUUCGAGUAUAAUCCGCGCUGUCUGAACCGAAGUCUGAAUACUUAUGUCUCCUCCACGUACACCAAUGCCACCGUGAUUGAGGAUCUCAUAAUGACCGACUCCAUCGCUGAUUUCCAGCUCGUCCUGGACCACAAUCCGUUCGUCAUGAAUGGGUCUCUGGGCAUCCACGGCGGCGGGCAUUGGAGUCUGGGAGCAACACAUUCAGAUCUCUUCGCCUCCCCGCAAGACCCGGCUUUCAUGCUCCAUCACUCCAUGAUUGACCGACUCUGGGCUGAGUGGCAAGCCAUGGAUGAACCUAAUCGGCGAUACGCUCUCAAUGGUACAGACGGGUUCCUGAAUCCGCCGACCUCGACAGUCGUCACACCAGACACCAUGAUGGAGUUUGGAGUUCUCGAUCGGCCGCGACCGAUCCGUGAGGUCAUGGACCCGAAAGGCCACCAGUAUUGCUACAUGUAUACCUAA